Colletotrichum spaethianum is the source of this 891-nucleotide messenger RNA. RefSeq names its product shugoshin protein. The record is from RefSeq and is a predicted model, not a curated record. NCBI's taxonomy places the organism in Eukaryota, Fungi, Ascomycota, Sordariomycetes, Glomerellales, Glomerellaceae. The transcript has 2 exons. The coding region runs from base 1 to 891 and encodes 296 amino acids.
AUGCGUUCUUCUAUACUCUACAAUAUAACUCUAGCUGCUUUUUUGGCACGACAUGUGCAUUCAAUAGCCCUUCCCGCCUACACCGGCUUGAAGACGGCUCAAAACGGCAGCAUCCUUACGGUGACCUUCCAUAACCCGUCAUCUCCUAUCAAUCUAUGGAAUCAAGACACGCAGGACGAUCUCACCGACCUAGUCUUCCGGCUUCAGGGGGACAAUGAAACCAAGGUCGUCAUUUUCAACAGUGACGUGCCUAAAUUUUUCAUGGCCCAUCUCGACCUCACCUUGCCUGCUCUGGCGGAUCCUGUCUUUGGCGAAGCAUUCGGAACUCUUAUUUACAACAUCUCCCAGCUGUCGCAAGUCACCAUCGGCGCCGUAGAAGGUCGAGCCCGCGGCGCAGGCAACGAAUUACUCGUAUCGCUCGAUAUGCGCUUCGCCACCAAGGGCGAAAGCCUUUUCGGCCAACCCGAAGUCGGAAGCGGCUUGUUUCCCGGCGGCGGCGGCAGCCAGUUCCUCCCGGGCCUAAUUGGCAGGGGCCGCGCCAUGGAAUAUGUCCUGAGCUCAAACGACAUCACCGCAGAGGAUGCAGCAGAAAUCGGCUGGAUUAACAAGGCAUUCGACACGUCUACAGAGAUGUACAGUUACAUUGAUAAGCUCGCACAACGAUUCAGCUGGUUUCCUUUGUCGGCUCUUAGCGGUGGCAAGAAGACAAUUAACCGGGCUUCGGCGCCGUCGCUUGAACAGAUUAUCGCGGACACCAAGGAUUUCUUCAAGCAGCAAUUCAAUCCCGCGGUGCAAGCCAUUGCAAAAAAGUCGGCACAGUUGUCUCGCAAUGCUUCAGCUGUGGAUUUGGAGCUGAACUUGCCUGAGACGAUCACGCGUCUUUACACUUAG